Messenger RNA from Eutrema salsugineum, 3903 nucleotides. Its product is annotated as SNF2 domain-containing protein CLASSY 2. Gene Ontology annotation, molecular function: ATP binding; ATP-dependent chromatin remodeler activity. NCBI's taxonomy places the organism in Eukaryota, Viridiplantae, Streptophyta, Magnoliopsida, Brassicales, Brassicaceae. The transcript has 5 exons. The record is from RefSeq and is a predicted model, not a curated record. Gene Ontology annotation, biological process: gene silencing by siRNA-directed DNA methylation. Bases 39 to 3881 code for a protein of 1280 amino acids.
UUCAGGUUGGUUUACUGAUCCACAAAAAGGCUAUAAAGAUGAAGAAAAAACGCUUCUAUGAUUUGAAGCAUCCAUUUGAUCCAUGCCCUUUCGAGAUCUUUAGCUCGGGUACAUGGAAGGCUGUGGAAUAUCUAAGGAUCGAAGAUGGAAAGAUGACAAUACGUUUGGUAGAGAACGUUUAUGUGUUGGAAGAUAUCCGUCCAUUCCAAAGGCUUCGUCUCAGAUCAAGAAAAGCCACUUUGAGCGACUGUACUUGUUUCCUCCGGCCUGGUAUCGAUGUUUGUGUUCUCUAUCCUCUCUAUGAAGAUGACCCGGAACCGGUUUGGGUCGACGCAAGGAUUGCUUCUAUAGAGAGGAAGCCUCAUGACUCUGAAUGCUCUUGCAAGAUCUAUGUCAGAAUCUAUAUAGACCAAGGCUGCAUUGGUUCGGAGAGACAAAGAAUCAACAGAGACUCUGUGCUCAUCGGUCUAAACCAAAUCUCUAUUCUUCAAAGGUUUUUCAAGGAACAGAGUUCUGACCAGUUCUACAGAUGGAAGUUCGCCGAGGACUGUACAUCACUGAUGAAAACGAGACUGUCGUUGGGAAAGUUCUUGCCGGAUCUUUCGUGGCUGGUCGUUACGUCGGUUAUGAAAAACAUUGUGUUUCACAUAAGAACAGUGCAGAACAAGAUGGUUUAUCAGAUUGUAACAGAUGAUGAAGAAGGCUCUAGCAGCUCUUUGACUGCGAUGAAUAUCAAAGUGGAAGACGGUGUUUCGUUAUCAAAAGUGGUUCAUUUCAAUCCAGCGGAUAUUAUAAUAGUCGAGGAUUCUUCUCAAGUUCUUGAAUUAAAGCAAGAAACCGAUUUCUACCAGGAAGAAGAUGAGGUAGUGGAACUGCGUCGGUCCAAGAGAAGAAACGUGAUACCGGAUAGAUAUUACGGAUGUGAUUAUGAACCGGAUACCAAUGCCGGUUGGGUGCGGACGAUGCCGUACCGGUAUGGUACUAAAUGGGCUCUCGUUAGUAUGGAGGAGAGUGAGGAAGACGAAGAAGGUGGUUGCGAUGAGGAUGGUGAUAAUACUGAUGAUGAUUUGUAUGUACCUUUAUCGCAUUUGAUCAAGAGGAAAAGAAGUAAUCCUCGAGAAGUGAGGCCGGGAAGUAGACAAGGAGAGAUUGUUCUGGUGGAGAAAAACAGAGGAGGUAGGUUUGGUAAAAAACAGAGGAAAACAGAUCUUUCGAUUAUUCCUUUCACUCCGGUGUCUGAGCCUAUACCGUUGGAACAGUUUGGUCUUAACGCUAACUGUUUGGGCGGGAGUGGCGGUUCCUCAAGAAGCCAUUACUUUGAUGAGAUUGACAAGUAUCGAAGUAAGCCCGUGAAAUACGGGAAGAAGAGGACGGAAAUGGAAGAGAUGAUGGAAUCUGAUCUAUGUUGGAAUGGUCCUAACCACGUGAAGACAGUUCAAAAAAGAAUAUCCCGAUCAUCAUCAUCAUCAUUGCGGUCCGGUGCUCAGAAAACAGAGGAUUCAGAGCAGCCACGGGUUUAUAAGAAAGUAACAUUGAGCGCAGGUGCAUAUAACAAGCUGAUAGAUACGUACAUGAACAAUAUUGAUUCAACAAUUGCAGCCAAGGACGAGUCUACCAAUGUUGUUGACCAGUGGGAGGAGUUAAAGAAGACGAACUUCGCAGCUAAACCGCACGGGGAGAUGGAAGAAACCUCGAGUGAGGAUGAUGAUGAUGAUGAUGAUGAUGAGGGAGAGACUUCAGAGAACCAAGUGUUAUGGAGAGAAAUGGAACUCUCUUUGGCUUCUACUUACAUUCUAGACGACAACGAGGCAAGAGUGGACAACGAGGCUUUCCAAAAAGCAAAAGGUGGCUGUGUACAUGAUUAUUUACUGAACGAAGAAAUCGGGCUAUGUUGUAGGUUAUGUGGUCAUGUAGGAACUGAGAUAAGAUAUGUUUCAGCACCUUUUGCGGAACAUAAGAAAUGGACUACAGAGACUAGGCAAAUCGAAGAAGAUGACUUGAAGACUAAAAUGAGCCACAACAAAGAAGCUGAAAGCCAAGAUUUCACUAUGUCAAGUGAUUCUUCGGAGAUACUUGCAGCUGAAGAAAGCGACAACGUUUGGGCAUUAAUACCUCAGCUUAAGAGAAAACUACAUACACAUCAACAACGAGCUUUCGAGUUUCUCUGGAGAAAUCUAGCAGGAUCUGUGGAACCACCGCUAAUGGAUCCCACUUCAGAUAACGUAGGAGGUUGUGUGAUCUCUCAUUCUCCUGGAGCUGGUAAAACUUUCCUAAUGAUUGCUUUCCUCACAAGCUACUUGAAGCUAUUCCCCGGGAAAAGACCUUUGAUUCUUGCUCCAAAGACAACUCUCUAUACUUGGUACAAGGAGUUCAUCAAAUGGGAGAUCCCGUUUCCGGUUCAUUUGAUCCAUGGACGAAGAACCUACUGUGUAUUCAAGCAGAACAGCACGGUUCAGUUCAAGGGAGUUCCAAAACCGAGCCAAGAUGUUAUGCAUGUUCUUGACUGCUUAGAGAAAAUACAGAAAUGGCACGCGCAUCCUAGCGUUCUUGUAAUGGGUUACACCUCGUUUCUGACUUUGAUGAGGGAAGACUCGAAGUUUGCUCACCGGAAGUACAUGGCUAAAGUUCUAAGAGAGAGUCCUGGUCUUCUUGUUCUUGAUGAAGGACAUAACCCGAGGAGUACCAAAUCGAGAUUACGCAAGGCCCUGAUGAAAGUUGGUACCGAUUUAAGAGUACUUCUCUCGGGUACUUUGUUCCAGAACAAUUUCUGCGAGUACUUCAACACGCUGUGUUUAGCUAGACCCAAGUUUGUUCAUGAGGUUCUAAUGGAGUUAGAUCAGAAAUUCAAGGCCAACCAAGGCGUGAAUAAGGCGCCUCACAGGCUCGAGAACAGAGCUCGUAAAUUCUUUCUCGACAAUAUUGCCAAAAAGAUUGAUGCGGGUGUAGGAGAAGAACGACUUCAGGGUCUCAAUAUGUUGAAGAAUAUGACUAAUAGUUUCAUUGAUAACUAUGAAGGAAGUGGAAGUGGAACUAGCGAUGCUCUUCCCGGUUUACAGAUCUAUACGUUGCUGAUGAACUCAACGGAUAUACAGCAUAACAUACUCACAAAACUUCAGAACGUAAUGGAGACUUAUCAUGGCUUUCCACUCGAGCUUGAGCUUCUGGUCACCUUGGCAGCUAUACAUCCUUGGUUGGUCAAGACCUCAACCUGUUGCGCAAAGUUCUUCAACCCGCAAGAACUUGUGGAGAUCGAAAAGCUCAAGCACGACGCCAAAAAAGGAUCUAAAGUCAUGUUUGUGCUAAACAUGGUGUUCCGAGUGGUCAAAAGGGAGAAAAUCUUGAUCUUCUGUCACAACAUUGCGCCAAUCCGUCUGUUUAUCGAGCUGUUUGAGAACGUUUUUAGAUGGCAGAGAGGCAAAGAGAUUUUGACCUUAACCGGAGAUCUCGAGCUGUUCGAGAGAGGCAGAGUGAUAGACAAGUUUGAAGAUCCAGGAAACCCAUCCAGAGUCUUGCUAGCCUCGAUCACAGCUUGUGCAGAAGGGAUUAGUCUAACAGCGGCUUCACGAGUCAUCAUGCUCGACUCGGAAUGGAACCCUUCAAAGACAAAGCAAGCAAUAGCUCGUGCGUUCAGACCGGGACAGCAGAAGAUUGUUUAUGUUUAUCAGCUCUUGUCUAGAGGAACAUUGGAGGAAGACAAGUACAAGAGGACGACUUGGAAAGAAUGGGUUUCGAGUAUGAUAUUCAGUGAGGAGUUUGUUGAAGAUCCGUCUCUAUGGCAAGCUGAGAAGAUUGAAGACGAUGUUCUUAGAGAGAUCGUGGGGGAAGAUAGAGUUAAAUCCUUCCAUAUGAUCAUGAAGAAUGAGAAAGCUUCAACAGGGUGAUGGAUUUUCUGCUACAGAAAAA